AUGGCUCCACCGACUGCAAAGCUAAAAUCAAAAGUUUCGUUUUUUUUUUUUCCCAUCCUUUUGUUUUCACUGCUAGACAUCAAGCAGAGAGACGACGAAGCCAACGACUGGACAAUGGCCGAAAAUAACAAGAGAAGGAGACUUUCAGCCAGCGGGAGCUUCAAGAUGGAUGAGAAUGUACGGACUGGCAGUUUCGCCGCUGAGAACACUGCUCCGGACGCAGAGCAAGCCCCGGCCAAAGAGCGCAAAACUAGGACGCUCUUCGUGCGAUCGCUACCCACAACGGCGACGACAGAAUCGUUGACAGAGUACUUCUCGCAGUCCUACCCUCUAAAGCAUGCCACUGUUGUGCUUGAUCCACAGACAAAACAGUCCAAGGGAUACGGAUUCGUUACCUUUACAGACCACGAAGACGCCCAAUCGGCAGCAAGAGAACUGAACAACUCGGUGUUUGAGGGGAAGAAAAUAAAAAUUGAGCUUGCCGAACCUCGCCAUCGAGAAAUUGAUGAAAAGGCAGGGAAGAGUGUUCCAUCUUCUGCCCCGUCAAAGGCAAAGGAACUCAAGGAGAAGAGAAGGCUGGAAUCAUUACCCCCGAAACUUAUAAUACGAAAUUUACCGUGGAGUAUAACCGAACCGCAGCAUCUGGAACUGUUGUUUAGGAGUUAUGGAAAGAUUAAACAUGCCGUCGUGCCAAAAAAAGGUUCGAGGCUUGCCGGGUUCGGAUUUGUGGUUAUGAGAGGGAGGAAAAAUGCAGAACGAGCGAUUGAAGGCGUCAAUGGCAAGGAGGUUGAUGGGCGGACCUUGGCCGUCGACUGGGCGGUGGAGAAGGAUGAAUGGGAAAACAGGAACAAAGCUGCAGAGGAAUCCGAUGGAAAGGAAGAGGCCGGAGACAGCGAAGAGGCUGUUGCGGAGAAUGAGCAACUUGAUGUCGUCGAUGAUGGAGAAUCGGAUGCCAUUAGUGAAGAUGAAGAAGAUGGGGGAGUUGAACUUGAUAAUGAGGAUGAAGACGAAGAUAUCUCCAUGGAUGAUGCAGAAUAUGACGAGCAGGAAGAAGAGGAAGAGGAUGAUCGAAAUGCGUCAACAAUAUUUAUACGGAAUCUACCCUUCUCUGCUACAGAUGAGACUCUCCACGAACACUUUUCUAAGUUCGGCCCUGUUCGCUACGCUAGGGUUGUGCUUGACCCAGCAACGGAACGGCCAAAGGGUACGGCCUUCGUCUGCUUCUACAAAGCGGAAGAUGCUUCCUCUUGUAUCCGCGAGGCUCCCAGAGACGUGGAUCCGUCUCGAAGCAAAGAUCCCAGACAUAAAGCUGCAACGAGACAGUUGCACUCAGUUCUCGAGGACGAGAGCAAUGAUCCUACUGGGAAGUAUACCAUGGAUGGCCGUGUCUUACAGGUCUCACAGGCAGUGAGCCGAACAGAGGCUGGGAGGCUUGAGGAGGAAGGGCAUACGCGCCGUGAAGCUCGAGACCAUGACAAACGCCGACUCUUCCUGCUCUCGGAGGGAACAAUUCCGUCCAAUUCCCCCUUAUAUGCGAAACUCUCUGAAACAGAGAGAAGGAUGAGAGAAGCGAGUGCCAAACAGCGUCAAAAGCUUGUCAAGUACAAUCCUAUGCUGCACGUGAGUCUUACUCGACUGUCUGUCCGCAACUUGCCACGGCACAUUGAUUCCAAGGCCCUCAAAGCACUUGCACGCGAGGCCGUGGUGGGUUUUGCAAAGGAUGUUAAGAACGGCCUUCGUAAGCCAAUAUCCUGGGAAGAAUCUCGUCGAAGCGCUGCCUUAAUGAAAGAGGCCGAUCACCUACGCAAGGCCCAGAAAAAGGGCAUUGUUAAACAGGCAAAGGUUGUUUUCGAGGGUAAGGAUGGCUCGAAGAUGAGCGAGAAGUCUGGCGCGGGCAGGAGCAGGGGCUACGGAUUCAUCGAAUACGCUACGCACAGAAACAGUUUAAUGGGGCUCAGAUGGUUGAACGGCCAUGCCAUUGAGGCGUCUGCGUCUACGCCCAACGCUGACCCGGCGGAUAGAAAGAAGCGUCUCAUUGUGGAAUUUGCCCUUGAAAACGCCCAGGUUGUCAACCGAAGGCGAGAACGAGAAAUGAAUAUCCGAAAAGCUGCUACAGAAGCUGACGGGGAGGAAGGCCCUCAACGCGGUAUAAAGCGCAGCCGCGACGAAAGGGAUGAGAAGCAGACUAAGAGGCCAAGGGCAGGAAAAGGCUCCAAGAGCAAUCUCAAGGGGGCGAAGAAUGGCAAAGGGCCAGCAGGAAAACCUGAACAGAAAGCUGAAAAGGCCCCAGAGAAGACCUCGUCCACAGAGAAGAACAAUGACAUUGCUAAGCGGAAUAGGAUCAUUGCUAGAAAGCGGAUGUUAAGAAGGAACAAGAGAUGA
This is a messenger RNA of Trichophyton verrucosum HKI 0517, 2382 nucleotides long. RefSeq lists its product as uncharacterized. Bases 1 to 2382 code for a protein of 793 amino acids. The record is from RefSeq and is a predicted model, not a curated record. The transcript has a single exon. Gene Ontology annotation, molecular function: RNA binding. Lineage: Eukaryota; Fungi; Ascomycota; Eurotiomycetes; Onygenales; Arthrodermataceae.